This is a messenger RNA of Trichomonas vaginalis G3, 743 nucleotides long. RefSeq lists its product as uncharacterized. Lineage: Eukaryota; Parabasalia; Trichomonadida; Trichomonadidae. The transcript has a single exon. The annotation marks the transcript as partial. The record is from RefSeq and is a predicted model, not a curated record.
AUGGAUAGAAAAUCUGCUAGAAUAAAAGCAGAGUUGCAAAGAUAUGGUUGGAGAGUUUCGAAGAAUUUUAAAUAUAGGAAGGGAAGACCCAUAAAAGUCUAUGACAAACUGGCUGGUCUUCGCUACGAAAUGGACCUAGAAACAGCGCGCGCCAACUAUCCAAACAGACUGGAGAGGUUAGAAGAAGAACGUCUUAUGGACAUGCCUUUCAAUGUUACUGAGCCUCAAGUUGAAGGACACGACGGCUUUGCCAGAUUCUACUGGAAACAUGACGAACAAUUGCAUCCUUUGAGAAGGAAAAAAGGAAAAGGUGAAGACGCACAUGCUCCCAUGGAAAGAACAAGAUAUGCAUAUGAGAAGUAUCGUGAAGUUAGAAGUCAAAUUACAUCUGGUCGAACCUUUACAGUAAACUUUGACGAAGGAAAGAACAAAGAAGGCUUCAUGGGAGUACUUGCUGCCAUACAAGACGGAAAUAAGAAAGGAUACAAUCUCAGACUAACCGUAACAGAUUUAGAUGGUCAUAUAUACUACUCACAUGGCAAUGUCACAACAGCUGCAAUGCUUCUUGACGCUUUCAAGACUACAAAGAGAGAACAAAUGGUUGACUCCGACUCAGAUAUUUUGAAUGCAAUUGAAGGAAUUGUAAGCGUGAAGUUCGAAUGGUAUCAACCUAACCCUCAAGCAGUCAGACAACAUGCUGGAUACUUCCCGUUCAGAAAUAAGUCUGACAUUGACUUAACAAG